CCUCUUUGGUACAUUUAAUUUGAUAUAGCCAUCAUCUAUUAUAUUAUUGUUUAUGAUACUCCAGAAGAUCAUCCAUAUUUAGGUGCUGAAGAGUUGGAAUUGAUAUUGAAAAAUAGAUCAGUCAGUUCAGGAGGUUCGGUGAAAGUUCCAUGGGUCAAAAUGUUUACUUCUAUUCCCGUUAUUGCUUAUUUGAUUCCUGCAUUCACUUAUGGAUGGGUCGUUGGAGCUGUCAUUGCACAGAUGCCAUCAUUUUAUGAAGAUGUCCUCGAAUUUUCACAUACUUCUAAUGGAUUUGUAGCAAGUCUUCCUUGGUUAGUGGGUAUUGGGGCUCAAUUGAGUGGAAGUGCAAUUACAGACAGAGUAAGGAAAACAAACAGAUUUUCGUUAACAGCAAUUCGUAAAGUUGUCACUGUCUUAUCUCUUGGAACUUGUUCAUUUGGUUUAGUAGCCAUAACAUUAUUAGGCAAACGGAAGAUUCUCGUUGUGUUAACCUUAGCCAUCGCUAAAGGAAUGGGUACUUUAUCCGAUGCUGGAGUCGCAGUUAACCAUCUAGAUAUUGCACCUUCAUUUGCUGGUACAUUAUCUGGUUUUUACAGCGUAAUGGCCAGUAUAGCUUCAUUGAUUGCUAAUGAAGCAGCCGCUCAAAUCGUUGGUAAAAACCCAUCUCAACAGAAUUGGUAUCUAUUCUUUUACAUAUCAUCUGCACUUAAUGUGGCCGGUGUGAUAAUGUUUUGUCUUUUGGGUUCUGGUGAAGUUCAAAGUUGGGAUCCAGCAUCAUCCAACAACAGACAAAAUGUAAAAUCAGAAGCACAAAAUGAUCAAGAAAAUACCAAAGAAAAUGGCGAUUCACGAACCGGUAGGUCAAUAGGAUUCGCCCUUUAGAAAUCCCGAGUCAAUAGAAAUUAAAUAAUACGAGUUUAAAAUAUUCAAUUAUUUAAAUCAGAAUAGUUUAAUGUCCUUAUUUAUUAUGAAUCACAAUUACUUGUUUGCAUUUUGUUACAUCUGUAUUAAAUUAAAUCAUUGAGUGGACUUGUUUCUUAA
This is a messenger RNA of Tetranychus urticae (two-spotted spider mite), 1041 nucleotides long. RefSeq names its product putative transporter slc-17.2. NCBI's taxonomy places the organism in Eukaryota, Metazoa, Arthropoda, Arachnida, Trombidiformes, Tetranychidae. The record is from RefSeq and is a predicted model, not a curated record. Gene Ontology annotation, molecular function: transmembrane transporter activity. Gene Ontology annotation, biological process: monoatomic anion transport; transmembrane transport. Gene Ontology annotation, cellular component: membrane.